Molecule: messenger RNA, 3186 nt
Organism: Cryptomeria japonica (Japanese cedar)
Lineage: Eukaryota; Viridiplantae; Streptophyta; Pinopsida; Cupressales; Cupressaceae
Product: probable disease resistance protein At5g63020
Exons: 1
Coding region: 608-2941 (777 amino acids)
Biological process (GO): defense response to fungus
Molecular function (GO): protein binding; ADP binding
Source: RefSeq, a predicted model, not a curated record
AAUGUUGCGGUACAGCAGAAGAAAAGAAGGGGAAAUCGUCCAUAGUAGACAUGCCAUAAAGCAAGAAAGUAGGGAAUGUCAGGUUCUGUGGAAAAUACUUUCAAGAAAGAAAGAUCCAUGGUUGAUCUUCAGACAGGCACAGGAUAACAUUCUUGGUUAUAAUCUACACUUAUAAAACAGUGCUUCGAUCAGUUCUCAUUAUUUCCUUUUCCAUUAAGAGUCUGUUUGCUCUGGGUAAAUGGAUUCCAUUAGUGGAAGAGUGAAAGAGAUUAUAAGCAGUCGCUUGCAGGCAAUUGCGAAAGAGAUUAAGCCCCUAACUAGCGUGUCCAACGAUGCCGAGCGCCUCCGCAAUGAGAUAGAUCGUGUGAAGGGCAUAGUCGAUCAAAUUAACAGUGGGUUAAGUUGAAAAGGUCUACAGCCUUUGGCAGUAGUGAGGCACUUGAUAAACACACAAGAGCGAAUCGUUAAAUCUGCUGAAGAGGUGUUUCUCCAUUACGAAGAAAACAAGCACCGUCGCUUGUGUUGUUGCUGCCCUCACUGUUUGCUUGUCAAAAGAUCCAGUCAAAAGAUUAGUAGUGCUCUAGCGGAAAUAGAUGGGCUUCUGAAGAUGAAAGAUUCAAAUUUUCCUAAGAAUGGAGACCUUGGAGAGCCUCCGGAGACGCUGCUGCAGCCCAUGCGGAACGAGCUGGUAGGCGCAUUUGUUCAGGAAAAGCUGUCGGAACUGGAGACGUGGGUACUGGAAGAUGACUCUGUUCGUAUCGUUGGUGUGCAUGGAAUGCCCGGCUUGGGAAAGACGUCCCUGCUCAAACAAAUCAACAACAAUGAAAAGGUACUCAAUUUCUUUAAGCUUGUGAUUUGGGUUACAGUGUCCAGAGAAUCCGAUAUCUCUGCGCUCCAGAGGCGUAUUUUUGAGAGAAUUGAGUUGCCUUGGCGUUCCAAUUGGAGCAUUGACGUAGCUGCAGGGGUGUUGCAUUCGGUUUUCAAGGACAGGCGACUGCUGCUCAUUUUGGACGAUGUACGGACAAGCAUAGAUGUUUCACAUUUGGGAAUUUCUCUUUCUGAGGAUACUAUAAAAGUUGUAGUGACUUCUAGGGAUAAAGAGGUGUGCAGGAACAUGAGAGCAGACAAGAUGAUCGCAAUGAAGCAUAUGUCGGAGGAAGAAGGUUGGGAGCUUUUCUGCAGAGGAGCCUUCGUAGCUGGUGAGGAUCAGAGUACAGAUAGCGAGAUAGAGAGCUUGGCCAGAAGCAUUGCAAAAGAGUGUAAAGGGCAUCCCCUCACAAUCAAAACGCUUGCUCGGACAAUGCCGCAGCUUCACAGAAGUGCCAGGUCGGAAUGGGAAUGCAUUCUGAAGGAGCUUAAGGCGAUUGAUCCCCAGUUUCAUCGCAUUGAUGAAGAAAUUCUGAGGGAAUUAUUCGCGCCGCUGAAGCACAGCUACGAUGCUCUGGAAACAGAUAAGCUCAGGCUUUGUUUCCUGUACUUGGCAACUUAUACAGAAGACGAGGAAAUCGACGCUGAUCAAUUGAUACAAUUGUGGUUGGCAGAGGGCCUAGUGAAAAACAAAUUUGAAGGGCGCUACGUUUUUCUCAAGAUCCUUGCGGACCGAUGUAUGAUCGACAUUGAGAUGAAAGAGGAAAACGGGCUCGAUAUUUGGAAAGUGAAAAUCCAUGAUUUGCUCAGAGAUAUGGCGAUACACAUCGCUGAGAUCGACCAGAAUAGCUUGUUCCGUGCAGGUCAGAAUUUAACUUGGUUUCCAUCCUUUGCAAGGGCAAUAUCUGUGAGGAUAUCACUGAUGCAUAACCGUAUCAGAUCUGUACCUGAAAAUUUUGAUUGCACGAAGCUGGUGACUCUGUUGUUGAGCUGGAAUACGAUUGAAGAGAUUCCGGAGGGCUUUCUGGAGUACCUGUAUAUGUUAAUGGUGCUUGAUCUCAGCAACAGGCCCAUCAAAUUCUUGCCAAAGUCCAUCCAACGUUUGAACGAUCUCCUGUAUCUCCAGCUUUCCAAUACCCAGAUUAGGGUACUCCUUGAUCAAGCAUUUGAGCUGGGUAGGGUGCAGUUUUUAGAUCUUUCUUUCUCCCCUCUAAUCAGUAUUCCAUCCAUGAUAAAGGAGAUGAAAUGUCUCCAAAUUCUCAAGUUAGCCCACUGUUAUGAUUUGGAGUUUGUUUCACCCGACAUAUCACAGCUUGCUGGUUUGGAAGAGCUUGACAUGUGGAAGACGUUGUUUGCAUUUUCAUUGGAAUUCGAAACAGCUGAAGAAUUAAAGAAAGCUUCUCUGCAACAUGUAUGCAAACUUCAUCGUCUCAAGCGUCUGCGUCUAACCCUAAAAUCCCCAAUUAAGGAGAGAACAGUAGGGAAUCUAGUGGAGCUUCAAGAACUUUGGCUACUUUGGAUGCCCCAAGUUCGUCAAACAAAUCUACCCACUGACAUGCGGGCCAUGCACAACUUGGAGAGGCUCCACCUGUAUGACUGCCAUAUUGAUGAAACUCAUAAUUUAUUCUCAGAAUUACAAAGCCUCAACUACUUAAAGCUCAAAUCUUCUCAAUUACUGCUCACUAUUUCCGGAUUAGGUUUGGGCGGGUUAUCCAAUCUGAAGGAAAUAGAGAUUGAGGAAUGCCUUCUGCUCAAGGAGUUGGGAAAAGAAUUUGGGAGGAAAGACUGCUUUACAAGGCUGCGCAAGCUCAAACUGUGGAUGUUACCAUCUCUGGAGAGUCUGUUUAGUUCUGUCGAAGAGGGGGCUCUCCCCAUGUUGCAGAUUUUGGCUAUAUUCCAUUGCAUGAAGGUUAAAGUACUGCCAUGGGGACUUGAUAAUCUCAAGUCUCUGGAACAGAUCAGAGGAGAUAAGGAAUGGUGGAAUGAAAUUAGCUGGGAAGAUGAAGAGAUGAAGAACCAUCUUCGUGCUAAGUACAUGGAAAUCCUGGAAAUCAAUGAUAAUUAUCAUGUUUAACCCACAGUUUUGCUGGAGCUUGUAAUGACAGCAUCGUGCUGUACAAGGAUUGCUAUAAACUAUUAAGUGUGUGGAAUUUUUAAAUUUCGCAAAUCUAAUUUAUCAAUUAUUGUUAACUGAUGCACAAGUCCGAGUCUCACCACAUGCAAAUCGCCAUGUUGCUGCCAUGCAAAUUGUUUUUCACUGUCAUGCAUAGUAUCUCAUGAUCAGACGGGUAGUUUUAAAUAAAGUUUGUAUUAAUUUAA